Molecule: messenger RNA, 1101 nt
Organism: Paramecium octaurelia
Lineage: Eukaryota; Ciliophora; Oligohymenophorea; Peniculida; Parameciidae
Source: the annotation of a GenBank genome assembly
AUGAAUAAGAAUAAUAAUCGAAAUGAGGAAUUAAUAAGAGAGCAAUAUUGUAGAACUUAAGCAGAGAGAAUUCUGGACAAGCAGCUUUUCAAAAAGACUAAAGUAAUUUAAUAAGUUAAGUAGGGUUAACAAUUGCAUUAAGUGGAGAAAUAGAUUUAUGGAGAUUAGAACAAAAAAGUGAAAGCUGAAGAGAGUUCAUAAAAAGAAUAGAUGAGUUGCUAAUAAGCUAUGUGCUUAGUACUCAAAUAUCUAAAUAAUGAUAACAAAAUAUUCACAGCUUUGAAUAAAAUUAAGUUGCUAAUUAAGGAAUUUAAAAACAAAUUCUAUGAUUAUCAUUUAUUGUAGAUCCUUUAUUGCUUGUCAAUCACAAAGUAUCAAUUCAAGUAACACGAAUGCGAUCAAUUGGUUAUUGACAUUUUUGAACUCUGUCAAAUUCCUAAGCACAUUUAAAUUAUAGACAUACUAAAAAUUCAAUUGAUUAUUAAGAUCAACCUUUAAACUGACGACACCUUUUAAUUUAACAACGUAUUGAAGGAAUUAAAGAAGAUUAUAGAUGAUUUAAAUACUGCCUAAGUGUUGGAACCUGUAGAUAUUAAACAACAGAACUCAUUGUAAUAAAUCGAAGCUUAUGAAUAUGAAAUUGUGCAAGAUUUUGAAUAGUUUCUGGUAUUAUUAUUCGUUUAUAGUAGAAUAACAAAGAGUUUCAUAUGAAAUAAAGAUAACAAUAUGUGUUGAAUUGCUUAGAGGUGUUGGUAGAUCAAUUUAAAUAUUAAUGGGCAAAGACAAGUAUUCACACAUUCAUUCAGAAUUUGAAUUUUAAUCAAAAGUAUUGGUUUUGUACUUAAAAUAGAUAGUUUUUUGAUGAAUAAUUCAGAGUGCAAAUAGAUGUUAUCAUAAGCAAGAUUUAGAAUGCCAAGAUUCUGUAUACAGCCAGUAAUGAAAGGGAGAAGGCUUAGAGUGCUAAACUGAUGCAGGACUACUUGAAGCCUAUCCAUGAUGUUGUAGAUUGUCGGGCCAUAGUUAACACUGGAGAUGGUUUGGAUUAGUGGGGUUUGAAGCAAACUGGAUUGUGAUUAUUAUUGACAUUAAUGUAUUCUAAGG